UCGUGAUAGUGUUUGUUCGCUCGCAGUUAUUUUUUACUCAGGACUUCGGGUCUUAUCCCAAGUAUUAAUUUACAUUUCACUAUCAUUAUAAUGGUCAUUUAGUUUUUUCUAGGAUCAUGUCGUUCCAUAACGUACGUAGCUAGUAACUUACCUCGCGUUAACGACGUACCAUCACAACGAUUGUCUGAACACUACGUUCCUGAUAUAAUCGUUACCGUUCGCUUACUUAAGACCGUUUAUCAAUCACCGAACGCCUUUCAAAUCUCUUAUUCGUUUUAAUCGUUGUGCCAUUUGCUUCUCCCCAACUUCUAUGCCAGAGACCGAUUUGAAAAUUCGUUUAAUUUUCACAAGACAUAGUGUUCGUACGAAUAUUCAUUUAUCUGAAGACAGAACGAAUUCACUAGCUAUUUAAUAGCAAGAUAUAUAGUAGAUUUAUCAACAGUUCAGGCCCAAUGGCAGACUCCAAAUGCUGUUUUGGUUGUUCGAACGUGCGAAACGGCACGUGGGUCAUAUCUAUUUUUGACAUGUUGAUAUGUUCAUUUUUGGCUGUAGCUACUCUUUCACGGUUGAGUGUUUCACCAUAUCCUUUCAAAUCAAAUUACCAUUCUUCAAAUUGUGAUGUUGUCACUGUGGAUUAUAUUUCACCCAUGGAUUAUGAUUUUCUCAUAUUUAAUCAAUUAUGUGUAUUAUUCUAUUUUUUUUAUCUCAACUUGAAUCUGAAAAAUGCAACAUAUAUACAUAAUGCUCAAAUUAUCAACCAGUGGUUGGUAACCAAUUCAAUAUUUUUUGUAUUCUUCCUCCUUACUAUUGGCUUUAUUACUCUCAAGAAUGGAACUUCAAAUUUUAUUCCUAUUGCCAUUCCUAUCAGUAUUGUUGUUAUAUACCAAAUUUAUGUGGUAAAAUGUUUUUAUGAUGACGAGGUCAAGUUCUUAGCCAUUUCUGCUAGAAAUGCAGCUCAUUCUACAAUACAAUGUGCACCAAUUGUGUCUAUAACCAAUCAAAGUGUUCAGGCCCCUCCCCUCUAUCCUGUACAAGCUGGACCGUAUGUUAUGCAACAAGGGCCUCAUCCUGUGAUGCAAGCAUCUUAUCCUCAACAAACGUAUCAGUAUGAAACACAGCAGCCAUCAUCCCAAUCUCAACCAGAUCAACGUGCCCCCCAAGAAUACUGUAACCCUCCGCCAUAUUCACCUGCUUAUAAUAUGCAUGAAGGUUUUUCAGCCAAACAGUAAUCAAAAAAUAAUGACAUUAAAUAAUACUAUUUUCCAAUGUAUCUUAUCUUAAAAAUAUGAUCCCAGACUUAUUUUAUUAUAGUGUGUUUACAAGAUAACUAUAAUUUGUACAUAUAGUGGAUGGAAAGUACAAAUUGUUUAUCGUAUGUUUACAUAUUAUUUUCUAUUUAUUUAAAUUUAAUGAACUAUGUUAAGUAUUGUGUGUGUUACUUAUUGUCACUUCAAUACUUAUACAUAUUAAUCUCAUUCAUGCUUAAAAGAACAUUGUUAAUUGUACAGUAAUAUGAUAUUUAGAUUAGUUUUUACUAUUGAAAUUAAGGGCUAUAUUUUAAAUUAUAUUAUGCUAUUCUUAAGAUAAUUUUCAGAAAAUUAUAAAAAAAAAAAAUUUGGAAGAAAAUAAAGUUAGUUUGAUGUGUCACAGUA
This is a messenger RNA of Sipha flava (yellow sugarcane aphid), 1652 nucleotides long. RefSeq lists its product as uncharacterized. Lineage: Eukaryota; Metazoa; Arthropoda; Insecta; Hemiptera; Aphididae. The transcript has 6 exons. The record is from RefSeq and is a predicted model, not a curated record. Bases 453 to 1229 code for a protein of 258 amino acids.